CAUGCCUCUAGUGACCUUUGAGCAUACUGUCAUCUUGUAACCCGGGUGCACCCCAGUGCACCUUAGGACUCCAGUGCACCCCAAAGUAUCAUGUGUCAUCAAGUGACUCCAUGCAUCCCUUUGCACCCUGUGACACUUGUCAUCUAUGGCCACCCAGGGGCGGACUGACCAUUUGGAAACUCGGGCACUGCCCGAGGGCCCGGGGUCAGUAAGGGGCCCAAUGAGAUGCCCCUGGUACCUUUUUCAUAGGCUUUUUUUGAGUUUGGGCAAGGACACAGGGGCCCCAUGAUCCCCUAUUGCCCAGGGGCCCCAUGA
Molecule: messenger RNA, 315 nt
Organism: Staurois parvus
Lineage: Eukaryota; Metazoa; Chordata; Amphibia; Anura; Ranidae
Source: the annotation of a GenBank genome assembly